Molecule: messenger RNA, 2838 nt
Organism: Penicillium mononematosum
Lineage: Eukaryota; Fungi; Ascomycota; Eurotiomycetes; Eurotiales; Aspergillaceae
Product: cytochrome P450
Exons: 10
Coding region: 1-2838 (945 amino acids)
Molecular function (GO): oxidoreductase activity, acting on paired donors, with incorporation or reduction of molecular oxygen; monooxygenase activity; iron ion binding
Source: RefSeq, a predicted model, not a curated record
AUGGCUCCCAGUCGCCUUGAAUCACCCCAGCAUGCCCCAAGAGUCCGGACGGCAGAAAGCCCACAGCAUACCAGCACCUUGGAACCUGCGGUCGAUGACCAGUAUGGUACAUACUAUCCAGCCGACCCGGAGACACUCAACCUUGAGUCCAAUUUCGGACCCAUGGACCCUAGCAGUGUCGGAUACCUUCAGCCGACUUCAGUCGAUACACCACUAGAAAUUAUGCAUGAACGAUUUGAGCGGGAUGGAUAUCUCUUUGUAAAGGGAUCCUACUUCGAAUAUAUGGCAACGAGCGGUCUGCUGAAGGAAGGAACCUCGCCUGUUGAAGGGAUCUUCUCUGGAAAAGACAGCCGGAAGUAUCUGCCGCCAGGGAAUCUCCGCCGUCUUUUCGGACUGAAAGACGACGCAGAGAGCGAGAAGUAUCUCGAACUCAUGAUCUCGGCCCAUUCAGCGCCUUUCUACCUAGAGUUCUGCGCGAAUGAAGAGCUUCGAAAGUUUAUCAGCAGAUUCAACGGCUGGAAGAAUCCACAAAUGCUUCAACGCACCAUGCUCCGUGCUUUCGUUCCCAAUAGCGAGUUGACCCCUGUCCACUUCGACCAGAUGUACCUACGUGCUGGUCCUCCUACAAGUAUCACUGCAUGGGUACCCAUCGGAGACGUGUCUCUCGAGGGCGGUGGCCUGAUGUACCUUGAGGGCUCCACUGAUAUCGGUCAGAAAUGUGAAGCAGAGUUUUCGAGAAACGCACACAAUCUGUCAGAUGAGGAGCGCGUUAGUGCUUUCAACAAGAACAUGAGUGAUGGUGGCUUCUUGAGCCGCGAUACAGUGGCGUAUGGAAAAGAAGUGCAUCGAAAAUGGCUCAUUGCUGAGUACGAGGCUGGAGACGUUAUCUUCCAUAAUCCGUGGAUGGUGCAUGCUAGUUGCAAGAACAGGGAUCCUAAUGGUAAGAUUCGGCUGGCAACCGAUUUACGAUUUGUUGAUCCCGAGAAACCUUACGAUCACAGUGAUCUUCCGAAGCACACCUCUUUGAAUGAUCUUCUAGACUCUGUCUGCUACCGGGACAUCGAGCUCUUCUAUCUGAAAGACCCCCAAAGCAACCGGGAUGUUCUGUGCGCUAUCAUCGAGUUCCGCAACCUCAAAGGUCGGCCAGAAGGCGCCGAUGGGGAUUACCAACUGGCGUACUGCCCUAUUGCCCAAAUUAUUUCAUUUGCCUUCCGUGACGGAGAUUUCUCGGUCGAUGGCGUCUCAGUUUACACUUUGCCGAAAGUAUGGAGGACGCUACCACCUUCGGCUUACGCACUUGGCCACCGAAACCUGAAAUUCCGGAUGCCCCUACGCUCAGCGGACAGAUUGUCGUGGAACGUCGUCUGCCACAACGCUGGCAUCAAGAUGUUUAUGACAAUCGCGGCCGCUUUUGCGGUCAGUAUCGCUUUCGUGGUUCAUUAUAUUUGCCAGUCUCUGUUCUUCGGUCCUUUGGCUGGGAUCCCAGGGCCGAAGUCCUUUGCUUUAACGAAAUGGCGACUUGCUUUCGAAGACUACAAGGGCACGCGUACCCGCAAACUUCAUGCACUUCAUGAGCAAUAUGGGCCGGUGGUCCUCGUGGGUCCAAAUGAGAUAUCAUUCAACAGUCUUUCGGCAUUGCGUGCAAUUUAUGGGGCCGGGAGCGGCUUUGAAAGGACCACAUUCUAUAAUAUGUUUUCGGCAUACGGGCGGCAGAACAUGUUCUCGUUUAGCUCUGUGAAACGGCAUGGCGACCGGAAAAAACUCUUCGCACAUGCAAAGUUCAUAGAGCUUUUGGAGAGAGAGCGCAACGGUCGAUCUAUCGACAUUUUCCCCACACUACAUUACUUCUCUUUGGAUAACAUCACAGAGUUCGUAUAUGGCGAUGCUGGCAAAACCGCAUGUCUGGAUAGCGUGGAAAAAGACUGUGCACUUCUUCGUGAUAUUAUGGCCACUGGCAGUCGCAGAUUUACAUGGUUCAUGGUCCAUCACCCGAAAUUCACGACUUGGCUUUACUCGAGGACCGGAUUAAUGGGCUGCAUCGCUCGUCGGUUCUACCCACUGCAGGACCCGAUACCAUACACCGAUAUCAAACUGCAUGCAAUGAAAGCUUUCCGGACGUUCUCGAAUUUCUCGACCGAAGAGAAGGCCAAGCAAACUUCUCUCAUCUCAAAGCUCUGGAAGCAUCAUUCCACUCAGAAAGAGGGCGGCCUAGAUGAUCUCGACAUAGCUGACACUCUUAUGUUCGCAAUUUGGUCUCUUUCUCGCCCUAAACAUGAGAAGUUCCAGCAGAGACUCAUCAAUGAAGUCCGAAAUCUAUCAGAAGACGAGCUUAAUGCGGACGGUAUACCACGGACAGAAGUGGCCAGCAAGCUAGAAUAUGUGGAUGCAGUUAUCAAAGAAACGCUGAGACUCUUCGCGCCUCUUCCAGCGUCACAACCAAGAUCGCUACCAAAAGACACAACCAUCGAUGGUUAUCCCAUUCCUGCCCGUACUGUCGUUUCAAUCUCACCCUAUAUUCUACAUCGGAACGAAAAUGUUUUCAGGGACCCUCUAACGUUCGACCCAGGCCGCUGGCUUGAUCCAUCUCAGGACGCUGCGGCAAUGAAUAAGUUAUUUUGGGCCUUCUCUAGUGGCGGACGGAUGUGCAUUGGGAUGCAUCUUGCCAUGGCUGAAAUGACCACGUUUCUGGCUGCGCUUUACCGCAAAUAUACAACGGAACCCAGAGAUGGCUUUGACAUUGUCUCCCCUGGCAUUACUAGCCGUUUUGAGGUCUUUUAUGACGAGAGUUGCUGUGGUGUACGGGAACAUCAAUGCCAAAUUGUAUUCAAGCCCCAGUGA